UCCGGCUUCAUUUCGCGAAGAGAACAAACAGAGACAGCGAACGAGUAGUUGGCGGCGGAGGCGGAGGCGGAGAUGGUGAAGUUCCUGAAGCCAAACAAGGCGGUAAUCAUCCUUCAAGGCCGAUACGCCGGCCGUAAGGCGGUGAUCGUCCGAGCAUUCGACGACGGCACGCGCGACCGCGCGUACGGCCACUGCCUGGUGGCGGGGAUAACGAAGUACCCGCGGAAGGUGAUCCGAAAGGACUCGGCGAAGAAGCAGGCGAAGAAAUCGCGCGUGAAAUGCUUCGUGAAAUUGGUGAACUACAACCACAUCAUGCCGACCCGGUACACGCUCGACGUGGAUCUGAAGGAUGUGGUGACGCCUGAUUGCUUGCAGUCCAAGGAUAAGAAGGUCACGGCGGCCAAGGAGACCAAAGCCCGGUUCGAGGAGCGGUUCAAGACUGGGAAAAACCGCUGGUUCUUUACCAAACUCAGGUUUUGAGUUUAAAGAUUGGAUUUUUUUCUGUUGUUUUUAGUUUUGAAGGAGCUCCAUUAGUAAAUUGAGAACGAGAUAUUUUAAUGUCUUUUGGCUCUUGAACAUGAAUUAUUUUGUUUAAUGUCAGAUGAUUUGAACAUGUUUGUGAUUUUACAUUGGCGUUGUCAUUUUGCUUUUUUUUUA
Molecule: messenger RNA, 657 nt
Organism: Erythranthe guttata (spotted monkey flower)
Lineage: Eukaryota; Viridiplantae; Streptophyta; Magnoliopsida; Lamiales; Phrymaceae
Product: large ribosomal subunit protein eL27y
Biological process (GO): translation
Cellular component (GO): ribosome
Molecular function (GO): structural constituent of ribosome
Source: RefSeq, a predicted model, not a curated record